UAUGAAAUGCGUCAGCAAGCACCAGAAAGCAGUAACUGACACUUGUUUUGUGUAAAACGUCGACGAAGUCGCUCGCCAGGCACAGUUCAGCCCUGACGACGUAGACAAGGUCGCCGCCAAUCAUCCCCCUCAAAUCAAACCCUCCAGCUUACACGUUUUACCAAAAAAACAGCUCGGUGGAUGCCAGCGCUGCGCGCAGUGAAAGUGGAAAAGUGCGGAGUCGCGACAGCGGAACGUGUCCGCUGAACGCCCCGGAUACGAAACACAACUAAACGAAGAGAAGUGGUGCAUGCAUAGUGCCCGGAUCGAAUUAUCUCACCUUCAGAUUUCACCUACCGCCCUACAUGCCCCGGGCAUAGACUUGCUCUGAAGCAUAUCUUCGACCACCUAGCACCACCAUGGCGAAGACAUACGACUACCUCUUCAAGCUGCUGCUGAUUGGCGACUCGGGUGUCGGCAAGACAUGCGUGCUCUUUCGAUUCUCCGAGGACGCGUUCAACACAACGUUUAUCUCAACGAUAGGUAUUGAUUUUAAAAUUCGAACGAUAGACUUAGAUGGUAAAAAAAUCAAAUUACAAAUAUGGGAUACGGCUGGUCAGGAACGUUUCCGAACGAUAACCACAGCGUAUUAUCGUGGCGCGAUGGGCAUUAUGCUCGUCUAUGACAUAACGAACGAGAAGAGUUUCGAGAAUAUUAAGAAUUGGAUAAGAAACAUCGAGGAGAAUGCGUCGGCGGACGUGGAAAAGAUGCUGCUGGGUAACAAGUGCGAGUUGGAGGAUAAGCGGCAGGUGUCCAAGGAGCGAGGUGAACAGCUUGCGAUUGAGUACGGGAUCAAGUUCAUUGAGACCAGCGCAAAGGCGAGCAUUCGCGUCGAGGAUGCUUUCUAUACGCUCGCGAGGGAUAUCAAGGCGAAAAUGGAAAAGAAACUGGAGGCGAGCAAUCCACCGAAAGGCGGCCACCAGCUGAAAGCGUCCGAGCCGCAGCGGAAGCCCACCAACUGGCUGUCGCGCUGCACUCUGCUCUGACCAUCUACCGCUAGUGACGUUAUCAAAUUUAUACAUACUACCUACAAUAUGAAUAUACCGAUAAUAAUUAAGCAUUAAGAGGGCGCAGCAGGGGCACAGAACACUCUAUAUCUCGAGACAAGUGAGCACCGCGCGGCGGUCCGGAUUCAAUUAAUAAAUGUAAUACUUGGGGUAAUGUAUAAUGUUAAACGAAAGUAAAUGUUAGAAUUUAAUGUGCAACCUGUAGCGGCACGCAGGCAAACCAGGCUCUGACUGGCCGAACAAUGUGAAAAUUUAACCGAUAACAGGCAUGAAAUAUGGUAAUAACACUGAAAAACAAAAAAAACAACUGAAGACUUUAUUAACUUUACUUAAGUGUAAAUGUAAUAUGUAACGAUUUUUUUAUGUGCUUCGAAGAAGCGAACGAAUUUUCUAUGCAAAUCGUAGGCGUGCGCGCAUGUUUAGCAUUUAGUACGCGCUGAUUAUGCUCAUUUUUGUAUCGUAUUUGUUGUACAUUUUGUUGCUUCGACACUUGAAACUAGCAGGGAUCGCGAUACCAGCAGACUAACUAAACAAAAAGACUAAGAAAUAACUAAACUUUUGCUUGCUUCGCGAUGGCGGCAGGAAUUUUGAAAAAUAUACACCGAUCACUUGGAGAUGUUUACACGUUGUAUACAAGCAUGAGGUUAGAUAUCAUCUUGACAUUGAAUAACUUUAUAAGCAAAUAGUAUUUGUUACAAAUAAGACAUAACUGAUGGAUUUUGAGAAGAAAUACAACCCCAACAGAUGAAACAAUCACUUAUCACCACCUCUAUGGAAUAAUAUAUACUUUUUCUAUGAUAAUUCCACUUGAAAACACGUUGAAACAAAAAUAACUCGAAACACAAGGAAAUAUGUGACAGGUAUAAACUUUAUACUUGACUUGAGGUGUUUUGGUUUGAAAUAAUUGUUCUGUUGUUGAGAUUAGGUUGAUUUAACGUUUGGUGAAAGCCAACUGAGGAAUGAAACAUGUGAUGUUUUUAUUAUUAUAAUUUACAUGCAUUUCGAGCACUGGUCAUGCGCAACUACUUUAAUAGCGGUCCUUUUUUGCAAAGUUAAUUGUAAUUUGCAAAAUGUGGGACCAAAAUAUCUGCUAAACGCUUGCGAAUCUUCUACAUAACGCAAUAGUUGUGUCAAAUUAGCUAUAAACCAGUUCAUGCUGUUAAAAUUACGGUUUUAGAAAAGUUUUUGGCCAGUGCUUCAAUUCAUGCUUCUUUCUAAGGUUAGUUAUUUAUCGAGGUGAUUCAGAUUUCUUUUGAUAUUAUAUUGAUUAAACGUGAAACACGAGCGAACACGCACCAUGUAUCUACACAAUGUUCUAUUACUUAUAAUGCGAUUUUACAAAUAUUUGUUCUGCUUAUCGAAAAGUUGUAAAAUAAUUUGCGAGAAGUUUGUGUGUACGAUUAGUCCUAUUAACGAUGAAACUCUAGUUAAUUUAUUUAUGUUAGUACCAUCUUUAUUAAGUUUAUAAAUACGAACGAAAUUUGAUGCGCGAAUUUGUUGCAAAUGCAAACACCGACAACGCAGAAUUUUUGAGCGAAAUGCGAAACGAAACUAACUGAAUACUAUUGUACAUAGACAUAAACGAACCUAAUAUAAAUACAAAUGAAUUAAAUGACACAUUGAUACAAAAAAUAAACGAAAAGUAUAAUAAUA
This is a messenger RNA of Dalotia coriaria, 2699 nucleotides long. RefSeq names its product RAS oncogene family member Rab8 (gene Rab8). The transcript is spliced from 4 exons. Gene Ontology annotation, biological process: regulation of exocytosis; protein secretion; Golgi vesicle fusion to target membrane. Gene Ontology annotation, molecular function: GTPase activity; GTP binding. Lineage: Eukaryota; Metazoa; Arthropoda; Insecta; Coleoptera; Staphylinidae. The record is from RefSeq and is a predicted model, not a curated record. The coding region runs from base 399 to 1025 and encodes 208 amino acids. Gene Ontology annotation, cellular component: trans-Golgi network transport vesicle; plasma membrane; synaptic vesicle.